This is a messenger RNA of Dovyalis caffra, 171 nucleotides long. Lineage: Eukaryota; Viridiplantae; Streptophyta; Magnoliopsida; Malpighiales; Salicaceae. The record is from the annotation of a GenBank genome assembly.
AUGGAAGUUGCAAGCGAUAAAGAGAGGGUGGGUAACAGAACACAAGGCGAGAGAGUAAAGGAAGAGGAAGUAUCGAUGGGAAGAGGGAGUGAGGAAGUGAUCAGAGAAGGGAGAGGGAGAGGGAAAUUUGUUACUGUUGAUUUUGGAAAAACGAGGAAAGAGAGCGAUUGA